GUCCUGCAGCAUCACCAGCAGCUCCAGCCCAGCGCGUAAUAAAGGAUCUAACUAACCCACAGCAGCUAAAAGAGUUGGGAUGCAUCCCAGUUCAACUACCACGACGCCUUUUUCAGUGAAGGAUAUUUUGAAGCUGGAGCACCACAAUGACUUUGACAACGAUUUCUUGAUGACUGAUCAGGUUGUUCCGAUGCAUUAUCAGCACGUGCACGCUGCGUCCAGGACCGGGUACGUUUAUGACUGUCAGCCGGAGCCGUGCGUCUCGGGGACGCAGGAGAAGCUCGAUAUUCACAGCUCAGCAGCAGAAGAGGAAAUAAAUGAGCAGGAGAUAAGCGGUGUUGACAGCUCUCCUGGCUGUGACAAAAACUCCAAAAGCAGAGCCAGGCUGCGCCGGAAGCCCCGGGUCCUCUUCUCCCAGUCCCAAGUGUCCGAGCUGGAGAGGCGCUUCAGACAGCAGCGCUACCUGUCCGCCCCGGAGAGAGAGCAGCUGGCCCACAUCCUCAAACUCACCUCCACACAGGUCAAAAUCUGGUUCCAGAACAGGAGGUAUAAAUGCAAGCGGCAGAGGCAGGACAAGUCUCUGGAGCUGGCGGGGUAUCCACCUGCACCCAGGAGGGUGGCGGUGCCGGUGCUGGUGCGGGACGGGAAGCUGUGCAGCGCAGGGUCCCACUCAGCACCUUAUAAUGUGACUCUUGGACAUUUUAAUUCUGUGUUUGCAUACGGAAACAGCAGCAUGUAUGGCUGCAGUUAUCACAGUGUGUCACCGUCAGCUGCACAGAUGUGUAAUAACCAGCUGGUUGAUUUAACGGUUAGCAGUGAGGGACAUCUCAACCACGGACACUUUCAGGCUUCGUUACAGGGUGUAAGAGGCUGGUGAUUAAAACAAGAAAAUAGUCUGAAUUAUAUCAAAGAUUUGUGG
This is a messenger RNA of Epinephelus lanceolatus (giant grouper), 919 nucleotides long. RefSeq names its product NK2 transcription factor related 7 (gene nkx2.7). Gene Ontology annotation, biological process: regulation of transcription by RNA polymerase II; cell differentiation. Gene Ontology annotation, molecular function: RNA polymerase II cis-regulatory region sequence-specific DNA binding; DNA-binding transcription factor activity, RNA polymerase II-specific. The record is from RefSeq and is a predicted model, not a curated record. Gene Ontology annotation, cellular component: nucleus. Lineage: Eukaryota; Metazoa; Chordata; Actinopteri; Perciformes; Serranidae.